ACACCUUACGUCAUAGACCGGAAAUAGUUGAGAAGACACCCGGACAUUUCUUUUGUACACCGUCGGAAUCUAGUUUUGUAUAAUUUUCUAGAACUCACAAUUUGCUGUUCUAGCUUUUCAUACUGGUUAUUAAGUGGACUAUUGUUAAGCUGUAACUCAGAGAUAUUGCUUAAACUGACCUGGAAUAUUUUUAAGGAAACGCGAGGACUGUGUGUAGUCGUCUCUGGGCUAGGCUACUAUUAGCCUAGCAUUUAACUCUUGCUAGCUAAUAACUUCAGUUUAUGUUGUUGUCAGAGCAGCUGGGAUAAAAUAUCAACUGUUCAGACUCCAAUUAUUAUUAAGAGCGAUUUAAAUACACGUCAAGAAAUAUGGCGGUUGUCAACGAAAGCGCUCUGAAGAAAAUGCUGAAGCAAUAUAAAUACAGAGAUCUGACUGUUCGGGAGAUUACCAACGUCAUCUCCCAAUACAAGGACCUGAAGCCGGUUAUGGAUGCUUAUGUGUUUAAUGACGGUUCAUCGAGAGACCUAAUGAGCUUGACCGGGACUGUCCCUGUGAGUUAUAGAGGCAAUGUCUACAACAUCCCAGUGUGUUUGUGGCUGCUGGACACAUAUCCAUAUAACCCACCUAUAUGUUUUGUAAAACCAACCAGUACCAUGAUGAUUAAGACGGGCAAGCACAUUGAUGCCAAUGGCAAAAUUUACCUCCCUUAUCUACAUGAGUGGAAACAUCCUCAGUCAGACCUGUAUGGCCUGAUUCAGGUGAUGAUUGUCGUGUUUGGAGAGGAGCCGCCUGUGUUUUCCCGUCCCACCACACAACCCCCCUUCCCAAGCUUUCAAGCAGCUGGACCCCCGAACUCUUCAUAUAUGCCUGGCAUGCCUGCAGUCUCACCCUAUGGGCAAAAUCCCAAUCCAGGAGGUUACCCAGCUUACCAGUACCCUGCUGGGAACUCUUAUCCAGCCACAGCUGGACCUGGACACUAUCCAACUCAGACUCCAGUCUCCACAGUGGGGCCAACCAGGGACGGCACCAUUGGCGAAGACACCAUUCGUGCGUCUCUGAUUUCAGCUGUAAGUGACAAACUUCGCUGGAGAAUGAAAGAAGAAAUGGACAGAGCUCAAGCAGAGCUGGAUGCCCUGAAGCGAACAGAGGAAGAUCUAAAGAAAGGGCAUCAGAAGCUGGAGGAGAUGAUCUCCAGACUUGACCAGGAAGUGACUGAUGUUGACAGGAACAUUGAGCUGCUGAAGAAGAAGGAUGAGGAAUUAACCRAAGCCUUGGAGAAAAUGGAGAACCAAUCAGAGAACAAUGAUAUAGAUGAUGUCAUUGUGCCCACAGCUCCUCUGUACAAGCAGAUUCUGAAUCUGUAUGCAGAAGAAAAUGCAAUUGAAGAUACAAUCUUCUACCUGGGAGAGGCCCUGCGCAGAGGUGUCAUAGAUCUGGAGGUUUUCCUCAAGCAUGUACGCCUUCUGUCCAGGAAACAGUUCCAGCUUCGAGCUCUAAUGCAGAAAGCUCGCAAGACUGCUGGCCUAAGUGACCUGUACUGACCCAGAAUGACCGCUCAGAAACAUGCGUAUAUUCACACUCCUACUCUUCUUCCUGCUGUUUAUUUCCUUUCUACAGUCUUCUUGUAUACCAACCAGCUGCCUCUUUUUAACAAGAAAAUGAGAAAAAGCAUUUCUGAAGAAUUCUGUAAUGUUUGACUGUGACCUCUUUUAUAUUUGGCACCAUGGUAGGUCACAAACACAAUCCAGAUGAUCAGCAAUUACUUUGAUUUCAUAAAAAAAAAACCUGGUAUCUGUGAAUUUCAUUGUGUGGUUGAUUUAGGAAGCUGCUUGACGCACAUGAGAGACUGGUGUAAUAUGAGUUAAAGCCUGUGUGUACAGUGCAUGCAGCUUCUACGACAGUAAUGUCCAUGCUGCAGUUGACAUUGGUUUCCACUAAGGCUGGUGAUUUGAAUACAGCAUCCUGCACUCCAUCCAUUAAUAAAUGUGGUCAUUUUGGUGAACUAGAUAUUUUGUCUGGUUAGCCUCAGUAAUAUUGGGGGAAAACUGCUUGAACAGGUUUUAGAGUUCUGUUCCUUUCCCCACACGAAUAUUUAUGUUUCUAAACCAGAAACGCCCACCGAGGGUCCCCUAAAUGACAUGGGCCAGGCCUCAGGUUUUAUGCUGUGGAAGUUGUGGGUUAUAUUUUCUAAUCUUGCAAUCAUGGGGAUCAUUUUUACACAGUGAAGAUUGUAGCCUACAUGGACUUUGUCACAUAUGGGUCAGUUACUGAGCUUCAGUUUUAGCUUCACUGUCUGAUCCUCUACAUUUUCCCCUUCUGAUAGUCCAAAGGUUUUAGAUUAUGUCUCACAAACCCAGGCUUACACAUCAGUUUGAGUGCAUUGAGAAGUCAUUUAAGUCAAGUAGUUUCACUUUGUACAGCCAUGGCAUUUGUAAUAUUAAGGUAUUCUGUUUCCUUUUUGGUUGCUAUCCACUUAUGCUCAGACCUGCUGAGAGCAUUUGGUUCUCACUAAAAGGUUGUGAAUAACAUUGAGGGCUAAAGGGUACAAAAAUAACUAUUAAACUAAUCAAUAUUAAGUUAUGUAAAGUUUUGUCUUUUAAAUUAGCCUUUUACUAAAUGCACUUUGAAUUGUAUCAUAGAAGCUUUUUGUUUUCAAUUCAACCAUAGACCACCUGUUCUUUUAUAUCUGUAGAUUUAUGUAAAGCAUUAAAAAUUAAAGUUGAUUUAAUGAAUUGUCUGAAUUUAUUAUGCAGUAAUAUUUAUAAACUAAAACUUUUGGAAGUCGGUUCUUAUUCAUAGAUAAGAAACAUGAAAAGUACUGGAAAGCGGUAGUUAUGGAAGACCGAUCUUUAAACAUCCACAAAACAGUUUUACACAAACAAGGUCCAGUGCUUUGAGUUUGUGCUAGUUGGGUUUGGCACCACUGAUUUUGGGACUUUAACAUGAACAAAGGGGACCUUGAUCCCAUUUGUCAGCAUCCUUUGACAUUUACCAAAUAUGCCACAUAGUGAUGCUCUACCAGCUGGAAAUAAAUCAAAGACAGACAUCUAUUACUAUUCUGGCAGGUUUACUUGAUGUUACAGCAAAUAAAAAUAUCCAGCUGCCAUGACAAACAGUUUCUCUCAGUGGUACAGUAUAGCUGAACACAGCAGCAUUUAAUGUAUUUUCUGCAUUACAGCCUUAGAUAAUAUAGUCUAUAUUUGGAGUUAAAUAUAAAACCUCUGGGCAAACAAUCUCAGAACUGUAGAUCCUUUUUUUUUUAAACCUCAUCUAAAGGUAAAUAUGUUGGCUGACUAGUCUCCACUGGCUCUCUGGGUAAAUUAGCUCUGUUCCACCAGUAAUCUCACAUGUCAGUGCACUUGUGGUUAGGUUUGCUUCAGUGAACUGCAUUUUUUUAAAAUAUAUAUAAUAAAGGUACUUUUGGUAUCACAGGCUUUUGACCCAGUGAUAAACAAUAUGUGGCAGUGUCAUCAUGACUAUAAGUUGGUAAUGGUCACUCCUUAUAGAGAAUGGAAUGUCUCUGUUACGCUUACAAAACAGAGAUUACCAAGUGGAAAAAUUGACUAGUUACAACCACAGAAUUAAUACAGUGCACAGACAACGCAGCAAAACAAAACAAAA
Molecule: messenger RNA, 3621 nt
Organism: Poecilia reticulata (guppy)
Lineage: Eukaryota; Metazoa; Chordata; Actinopteri; Cyprinodontiformes; Poeciliidae
Gene: tsg101a
Product: tumor susceptibility 101a
Biological process (GO): protein transport; protein modification process; endosome to lysosome transport
Cellular component (GO): ESCRT I complex
Molecular function (GO): ubiquitin binding
Source: RefSeq, a predicted model, not a curated record